This is a messenger RNA of Leopardus geoffroyi (Geoffroy's cat), 914 nucleotides long. RefSeq lists its product as uncharacterized. Lineage: Eukaryota; Metazoa; Chordata; Mammalia; Carnivora; Felidae. The transcript is spliced from 3 exons. Bases 1 to 636 code for a protein of 211 amino acids. The record is from RefSeq and is a predicted model, not a curated record.
AUGGUGGGGCCAGGGCGGGGCGGGGGUGCGCGGGGCGGAAAGGGGGCGGCGGCGGCGGGAGGCGUGUGCGCGCGCGGGCGCCGCGCGAGGAUCAGCGCCCCGCCGGGACGGCCUUCUCCAUUGCUUCUGGCUGCCGCAGGACGCGCGAACCGGGAGCGGCGGCUGGAGCUCCGCUUACGGGCCGAGCCUGAAAUCAGUGGAGACACAGCACACACCACGGGCUAUUCCCCCGGAAGAAAGAGGCCUUCACUCGAAGCCGGGGAGUUCUCCCUGUUGGAAGCGGUGGGUUUCCUGGUUUCCUGCCCAGUUUCUGGGCUCUCCUUCGCUGUCUUUUCUCCAAACCAGCAGAUGCCUAAUGGCUGUGGUCCCCGCAGGCUGGAGAUGGGCCAGCCGAGCCACCUGCGUUCCUUCUCCACCGACAUCACAGAUGCACCUGCUGGGCUCGGAACUGUCCGAGGGUCUGAGAAACCAGAUCCCUACCUUGUUCCUCUUCACUGGGGCCACACAAAAGCCUCCCAUCUGGACAGUGACAACAAGAGCCAGCUCAUGUUUCCAGUCAGGCCAGAGGAAGCAUGUCUGGGGCAGCCAAGAGGAGCUUCUGGGGGAGGGGUGCCCAGUCCAAGUGGACACUCCUGAAGAGGCCAUGUGUGUGCUCAGCCUGCCUGGGGAAGCAAAGCCAGCCGGCAGCUGCUGCCAAGCUGUUCUCAAAGUGUGGUCCUCGGACCCGCGGCAUCACAUCACCUGGGGACUUAUCAGGAAUAUGUAUUAUUGGGCCCCACCUGAGAACUGCAGAAUCAGAACCUCUGGGCUUGGCAGUCAGCACUUUAUGUUUUUUUAAGUUUAUUUAUUUAUUUUUGAGACAGACAGAGACAGCGCAAAUGGAGGAGGGGCAGAGAGAGAGGGGAAGGGAGAGA